UGUAUUACUCAUUUAGUUCGGAAUCAGUUCGUCGUUUUGUUCGAAAAUGUUUGUCGGAGUCGUUGCCAUUUUGACAAUAGAGGUAACUCUCGUGGCAUCUUUUGACUACUGUAAAUCGCCUUGCGAAGAUUUUUACGGCAGAGUCACGCAACACACCAUGUGUACUUACGAGGAAGGAGGUGGAAAUGAGUGUAGGAGCUUCAGACGAGGACUGACUGCUGAAGAGAAAAUAGCCAUUCUAGAUCAACACAACCAACUUAGACAAAAGGUAGCCAGUGGAGAGCAGUCCCCACAACCUGCAGCGACCAACAUGAAUGAGCUCGUUUGGGACGACGAGACAGCGAUGAUAGCGCAGAGAUGGGCAGACCAAUGUGAAAUACAGACUCCCCACGAUGAAUGCCGCUCUACCAAGGACAAUGUAAAGGGAGGUCAGAAUGUUGCUCAAGAUUGGGCCUGGGGUGCGAAACUCGACCGUUCCUCGAUCAUACGAUCGCAGGUGCAGGGUUGGUUCGACGAAGUCAAACAUGUGCACCCCUCUGUGGUUGAUAGUCUGGAAUUCAAUGGCCCUGAUCCAAUCGGACACUACACUCAAAUGGUCUGGGCCGAAACUACACACGUGGGCUGCGGUGUAGUGCACAAGGACGAUAUAAGAGAGUCUAAGAUAAGACUCGUCUGCAACUACAAACCUACAGGAAACUAUAUGGGAGAGCCUAUCUACACCACAGGUAAAACAGCAUCUGGCUGUGUUGCGAAGAGCAAGUCGUAUAUAGGUCUUUGUGCACCCCGGACGAAUGGAAACAACCCGCAGUCUGAUGCUAAUGCUCCAGCUUCCUCGGCGAGUGGUCCUCCGAGUGGUCCUCCGAGUGGUCCUCCGAGUGGUCCUCCGAGUGGUCCUCCGUCAGCACUUGGAUCUCCAAAACCACAAACCUCAAUUGAAAUAACAAAGCCAGAUGUAAAAAAUGCUCCUCCUAACAUUAGUUUUCCUACCUCAGUUUCAUUUGGCAGGCAACCUUCUUUUCCAUUUGGUAACUCAGGCUCUCCUUUUCCAGCCAAUUCAAUGAGUGGAUCUUUGAUGCCCGUCUUUAGACCUCUCAGCCAACAAAUCCCACUUGGACUUGGAAUGCCAAGUAGAAUUUAUCCUCCAGUUAAUGUUGGUUUUCCUGGACUAGGUAUGUCUACAUUUUACAGGCCAGUUGGCGAUGCUCAAACUAAUCCUGCUCCCACCCGUGGUUCUUUUCCUCUCGGUUACCCAAGUGGAUUUUUGCCACCCAACUUUGGUAACAAUGCUGCCUUAGGCCUAGGUAAUUCUCCAUCUAACAGUUACAAUCAAUUACGAGACAGCUUUACCCCAUCGUUUGCACGUAACGACAAACCGCUUGGACGACCAGCCACUUCUUCCUUUCAAGUUACAAGGCACACCGUUAAAGGAAAUGAUUUGGACCAAGAGCAUUCUAUCACCAGCUAUCACUUUUCAAGCUCAAACUUAGACCAUGAAACAGAUAGUGCAGGAGACUCUACACCUGACGAAGUCAAAAGACUCCAUUCCGCGGUAAUAAGCCUCUUGAGUUCACAGCGAAGAUUUGGUGGUCCAGAGUCCUCCGAGGAACACGAUCGGAAGAAAUGAACAUGUAUUGUAAUACAUGUUAAACUGUUGUUAAAAUACACCAAUCAAUGCACAG
This is a messenger RNA of Macrosteles quadrilineatus (aster leafhopper), 1679 nucleotides long. RefSeq lists its product as uncharacterized. The record is from RefSeq and is a predicted model, not a curated record. Bases 47 to 1624 code for a protein of 525 amino acids. The transcript is spliced from 3 exons. Lineage: Eukaryota; Metazoa; Arthropoda; Insecta; Hemiptera; Cicadellidae. Gene Ontology annotation, cellular component: extracellular region.